UUGCGUCUUUCACAGCAAGAUGUGGCCCUUGUUUAAGGAUAGCCCCAGCUUUCAAUGCUCUGAGUAACAAAUAUCCCCAGGCAACGUUUUUGGAAGUAGAUGUGCAUCAAUGCCAGGGAACAGCUGCUACCAAUAAUAUAUCAGCAACACCAACAUUUCUGUUUUUUCGAAACAAAGUGCGAAUUGACCAAUAUCAAGGAGCAGAUGCUGUAGGUUUAGAAGAAAAAAUUAAACAGCACCUGGAGAAUGAUCCUGGAAACAAUGAAGAUACAGAUAUCCCAAAAGGAUAUAUGGAUUUAAUGCCAUUUAUCAAUAAAGCUGGCUGUGAAUGUCUUAAUGAGAGUGAUGAGCACGGAUUUGAUAAUUGUUUACGUAAAGACUCUACCUACUUGGAAUCAGACUGUGAUGAGCAGCUGCUUAUUACUGUAGCUUUUAGUCAACCUGUCAAGCUUUAUUCUAUGAAACUUCAGGGGCCAGAUAAUGGGCAAGGUCCAAAGUACAUAAAAAUCUUUAUCAACCUUCCUCGAUCUAUGGAUUUUGAAGAAGCAGAAAGAAGUGAACCAACUCAAGCCCUGGAGCUGACACCAGAUGAUAUUAAAGAAGAUGGUAUUAUCCAGCUUCGCUAUGUAAAAUUUCAGAAUGUUAACAGUGUAACUUGGAGGAGGGUUGAGCCUGGAGAGGUGCAGGGUUUCAGCCCAGGCUCCGUCAUCUGCUUUCAGCACCAAUCCUCCGAACUUGGCGAACUUGAGAGCCUGGCGAGCUCUGAGAAGUGUCCUGCUCCAAGGGAGAUGCUGGUCACAGCCCGCCGCGGUCCAGGAGAGCUCCGAGGGCCUCACUCAGGACCGCUGUGUAUCGGUUAA
Molecule: messenger RNA, 860 nt
Organism: Cariama cristata (Red-legged seriema)
Lineage: Eukaryota; Metazoa; Chordata; Aves; Cariamiformes; Cariamidae
Gene: TXNL1
Product: thioredoxin-like 1
Exons: 7
Source: RefSeq, a predicted model, not a curated record